AUGACCCGUACUGAACGCGCAACGAACCCUCGUGCCGUGAUCAGGGACCGCUCCGAGUCCAAGUCUGGUCUGAACAAGUCCAUGCCUAAGAACGGAGCCGGAACCCACAACUGGGGCUCAUACGCUGACGAGCGCGAGCUCGAGGACGCUGCCCUCGCCGAUGAAGAGCAAGAACUCGGUGACGAUCUUCCUAAAGCUGAGGCCAAGAAACCAGCUGCGGUUCGAAGCCUGAGCGGUCCAUCUGAGCAAGAGCUUCAGCAGGCCAAAGAGUUCAGGAAGGGUGCUCUGAAGGCUGAAGGCAUUGAUCUUGCUGCCAUCGCGCGCACUUCUGCUGCUGUUGCCUCGUCGCCACCCAAGGGCUACGCCUCUCCCAUCUCUCCAUCCGUUUGA
This is a messenger RNA of Pleurotus ostreatus (oyster mushroom), 390 nucleotides long. RefSeq lists its product as uncharacterized. NCBI's taxonomy places the organism in Eukaryota, Fungi, Basidiomycota, Agaricomycetes, Agaricales, Pleurotaceae. The transcript is spliced from 4 exons. The coding region runs from base 1 to 390 and encodes 129 amino acids. The record is from RefSeq and is a predicted model, not a curated record.